This is a messenger RNA of Eupeodes corollae, 3097 nucleotides long. RefSeq lists its product as uncharacterized. The coding region runs from base 418 to 3060 and encodes 880 amino acids. Gene Ontology annotation, cellular component: nucleus. Gene Ontology annotation, biological process: regulation of gene expression. The record is from RefSeq and is a predicted model, not a curated record. The transcript has 4 exons. Lineage: Eukaryota; Metazoa; Arthropoda; Insecta; Diptera; Syrphidae.
AAUUGAUCCACUGUUGACACCUUUACCCAAAACCGUUUUCUGCAUUUCUAUCAACUAUUUUAUCUUUUAAAAACUGUGUCUUGGGAAUCUUUUAUCGGAACUCUUUUAUUUUACAAUUUUUCUUAUGAUCAUGCCUGAAAAGGUUUAUGAGUUGAUCCAAAUAUGUGUAAAAACAUUUACCUAAUUUUUACCUACAAAAAUAAAAAGCAUUUCCUUCAUCAACUUUACUUUCAAUUUUAAAAUAAGAUCAAAGUAGCCCAUCGACAUUUUUGAAUAAAAAAAACCUAACCUUUGUACCCACAAGACAAAUAGGCUUUUAGAAAAUCCAUUUAGUAAAGCGAAUUAGCAUUCGAAUAAAAGCCCAAGUCUCAGCACAAGGAAAUUGGGAAAUUGAAUUUAUUUAAAAAAAGAAAAACCAUGGAUUCUCGUCACCCAGCCUCCAGUGAACACCAAGAUGAAGCCUGCAAAGAUUUACCUCAAUGUAAAAUCAAAAGAAAUUACUCCUGCAUACAUUGUUCGUAUUUCACCCAAAAUCCUCGCUUUUAUCUCUCCCAUCUUCGAGAUACCCAUGGCGAGAGGAUAACCAUCAGUAAUUGCAGCCUCUGUUUGUAUGCAUCUCGUCACUAUCAAAAACUAGUCCGUCAUAUGAAGAUGGUUCAUGGAUCGUCUGCCGAAGACAUCCCCGGACAAUCACGAAAGCGUCCUCUAAUCGAAGAAGUUGUGUCUUCGGAUCACCCAGCUCUACCACCGUUGCCAAUUCCAUCCAAAUGGAUUAUCGAUAUUGAUAAUUUGUCCUAUGAUUUGAAGUCAUCUCGUAAAACACUCAAGGACUUUGCAGCUAUUUAUUUUGCCGAGAAUGAUUGCGAUGAGAUUUUUAAGAAAAUGGAAGAGAGUGAUGUUGUUGAAGUAGUUCCAUUCCCAAAAGGUGAAGCCCCAACAUCGAUUGGUGUUUCUCUUCAAAACAUCUUUGGUGAUCCAAAAUGCCUCGAAGUUGUGAAUGGUGAAAAGAAGACGAAAUGUGCUUGUGGGUAUGUACCUAGAAGCUUCUUGGAUUUAGUCGAUCAUGAGAAAUCCUGCUUCGAGUCCAAAGAAAAAGAUUGUGAAGAUACACCUUUGGAUCUCAGCGUCAAGUGGUCAAAUGAGGACGUUCGGUCUUCUACUCCGAAGAAAGAAUAUGAUUCGAAACCCGUUGCUGAAGAUUUGAAGAAAAUAAAACUCGGAAGUAAAAUUGAGGAAGAACAAUGGAACACGGAGCUUCAAGAUAAGUCUCUGAACGUUGAUAUUCUGUCAAAGGAAGCCACAAAACCAAAUGGUUCAAUUUUUAAAAAAGUCUUUAAAUGUCCUCUCUGUCCAUUUUGGGCUUUAACUGCCUCCCGAUUCCACGUUCAUAUGGUUGGCCAUCAAAAUAAAAAACAAUUCAAAUGUUCCAUGUGUGAUUAUUGUUCCAAUUGGCGUUGGGACAUAACAAAACAUAUUCGUUUAAGGGCAUUCCGAAGUACAACUCAUAAGAAUGCUCGAAUUGUGAUGCAAGGUGAGAAUGAUCAUCGUAACUAUUCGAAAUAUGAUAGGUACAUAACCUUGAUGGAAACCUCGGAGCAAGAUGAGCUCAGAAAAUGUGGUGAAAUGACCUCAAGGGAUUUGGAUUCCCAAGUGAUGCUGCCAUGGAAAGAAAAUGAAAACGAUAUAAUUGAGGAAACAAAAUUGACUGUUCCCAGUCCUAAAAAGGUCCAAGUUCCAUUUUCAUCGGUGGUACUGCCACCGAAUAGUAAUUGUUUUUCAAAAACAACUUCCAAACAACAACAUCAUCCUCGGAGUUAUGUGAUUUUUGAGGACACAGAUGAACCACUUUAUAAGUGCACCCAAUGUCAGUUCAGCCAUCCCAAUCGUGAUGCAGUUUUAGUGCAUGUAAAAAUUCAUCAUCAGGACUUGCUUAUAGGUUCAGAGGUUCCAACAAAAUUGACAAUAACUCCUGCAGCAAGUUAUGAAGAUUCAAAAGUUAUGCCAAUUGAGAAACAGACUGCUCAGCCCAUUAUUGUUGAUAUUGAAAAUAAGAAUGUGGACAAGAAAGAUUUGAAGCCUUCUCAUGAUUCUCUUGUUCCGAAUCCUUCAAUGAGUAACGAACAUAGAUCUGAUCAGAAUAUCAACGAUAGAACUUCAAAUUCAAAUAACGAGAUUUUUGCACCUUUUCGUUGUUGGCAUUGUCAUCAAGUAUCUAAUUGGAAACAUGUUAUUCAGAGACAUUGUCGUCUUAAGCAUUCUGGAUCGAUUCGUAUUGAAGCCAUUGAUCGAAGUAUCGAUCCCAGUAAUCCCACUUACCGUUUGUUGAAUCUUUUAUCAAGUUCAUCAAUUUUAUUAUCUGAUGAAAACCAAACAGACCAAAAAGUUGACAAAGUAUCAAACCAAAAAUCCGACAAAGAAAUUUAUACCACGAUGAGCGAUUUAAGUCUGAAAGAUUCAAACAAAUCUCAAAAGACUGUUAAAAGUUCUGAAAAAGACUUCAUGAAGUUGGAAUGUAAAGAUUCUAAGUAUCAGUUGAAUAAACAUCUUGUCCAAAAGCAUAAACCAUCAUCAUCAUCAUCAUCGAAUUCCGGUCCUGAAAAUUUUCCGAAAUCAUCAAGUGAGACAGAAAGUAAAAACUAUGAGAUUUCUGAUAAACUUGAAAAAUGUCAAUAUUGCUCAUUUGCAAGUAGUUGCCACUCAGCAAUGAGAUGCCAUGAGCAAAGUCACUACAGAAUUUUAAAACAAAACAAUACUCUAAUCGACGAUAAUACCAUCGACCCUGAUUUCAAACAAACCGAAAUUUUGACUGGAAAAACGGAUCAAAGUGUUGUUGAUACUAACUUACCUUUGGACAAAAGUUCUGAGGUAAAUCAUGAAAUGGAUACAAAUCAUAAGGAGAUAAAAUUGAAAAUUAAACACAGCAAGGUGGCUGUGACGACAACGGUAAAGUCGAAGACCACGAAGACUCCCAGUGUGAAUGUAAACAAUAACAAAAAAACAUGCAGUCUAAAGACUAUUCUUGUAAAUCCUAAAACUGGUCAAGUUGUACGAAGGAAUUAAUUUUGUUUUAUUACUUUAGUAAAUAAUUUUUAUAAAU